UAUCUGAAAGAGAGAUCACCAAACUUCCCAAAAAGGAAAAAACAAGAUUAGAGAUGCCAGUCUUCUCUUUUGGAUUCUUUUGGCUCUUUUUACAGCCUACAAGAAUUCAUUCUUGAAUUUUCUCGAUUAAAUCAAUCCAAUCUCAAUAACCCAUCUCCCCCUUCUGAGAUCUGUCCAUUUCCUUUAAGUCUAUCUGUUUCUUUGCAUGAUUCAUAAAACCAUUUAUGAAGAAAAUGGCAGAGUUGAGUUCUGGGUCGCUUGUGAAGUUUCUCCAGGAAAUGCAUGUUGAUGGGAUUGCGAACACAUUGCAAGAUGAUGAUAAACCUGUUUUGUUACAGAUUAGAAGCAUAAUUCCUGUAUUAAGAGAAGGUGAUUAUCUUUGGCCUAAUCAAGGAUUCUUUCUAAGAGUUUCAGAUUUAUCUCAUGCAAUAUAUGUUUCUUUGCCUCAAGAACAAGAUGACAUGGUUCUAUAUGACAAAUUGCAUAUUGGACAAUUCCUAUAUGUGGAAAGAUUAGAGGCUGCUUAUCCUGUUCCAUUGCUUAAAGGCAUUAGGCCUAUUCCUGGUAGACAUCCAUGUCUUGGAAAUCCUAAAGAUAUUAUUCCUAUGCAUAAUUUGGAAAAAUUUCUUGGUUUUACUAAAUUAGAGUCUAUAAAUGAAGAGCAUGAUGAUUAUGAUGUGAUAAAGAAGACAGUAGAAAGCCCUCAAUCUUUAACCGACUCGAAAGCAAGGUUGAACGAUAUGAUAAAAGAGAAACAAAGGGAAAAGUCUCUGUGUACGAGCUCAAAUGAGGUCUGCACAGAUGAGGGAAUAAUUAAGACAGGAGGCCUGAGCUGGAAAAGCGAAGAAAAAAACGAUUUGAUAAAGGAGGAGAAGAAGCAAACCGAAAACUCUCGAUCUUUAAAUGAUUCAAGAGGAAGCUCAAAUGAAGUUAUAAAGACACUUGCAGAGAUUAAUGAUAAAUUAAAGAAGAAGCAGGCAGAAAAGUCUCGAUCUUUCGGUGCUUCAAGAACAGGAAGCUUGAAUGAGAGCAUAGGUAGAAGAACCUCCUCAAUUUACAGGCCUAGAAAGAGUGAUGCCGAAAGUACCUCGAGUUACAGGACUAAAAGGAAUGACGCUGAAAGUUAUUACAAGGGGCUUAGGAAACAUAAACAGAGAUAUGGUUACAAGGAUAGUGAUAUGGAAAGUACAGUCUCAGCUACCUCAGCACAACCAAUGUUCAAGAGAAGAAGCUGGAAUGGGAAGGAAGCUACAAGGAUAGCUGAAAUCCCAGACACCCCAGUUGUCAAGCAUGAGGUAAAACCUGAUGGUAGCAGUGCUAGCGUUUCUGGUUCUUCGGCUCAUUCGUCGAGGAAUGACAGCUCUGAUGACAAUUCAAGCUCUAUACCCAAAAAGAAUGUCACCAGUAUACCUGCAAAAUUACCCACGAUUCCCAGCAAGAGUCACAUCCCCACAAUAGAGAAAACAGGUCCAGAGGUUACGUAUCAAAGAGAGACUUUGAGUUCAAUGAAUGACCAAAUCUCAACAGACAUUAAUAUAUCCUGGGAUUUCCUUCCUUCAUCCUUGGUGAAGCUUGGACAGGAGCUAUUAAGACAAAGAGACAUUGCCUUGCUUGCUUCUGUGGAGGCUUUACUAGAUGCUUCUGCUUCUGAUAGAUUACUCAAAUGUCUAAGCAUUUACUCUGACAUUCUGUCAGCCAAGGAAGAUGAACACCAUCAUCCAUCACUUGAAAGGUUUUUCAGUCUUGAAAAUAACUUGGAUCGUACCAAAUUAAUGUUUCAAUCAAUAACUGGUAUUAUUCCUCCAAGAAAAGCUAAUACUGAUCCAAGUACCCUUGAUUCUGCUGGUGAAGAAAUAAAACUUGCAUUGGACAGAAAGCAAAAUGCAACUGAAUGGAUCAAAGCAGCUUUGGAAUCUGAUCUAGACCCAGUUUCUGAUCAUAUCAAAACCAUAGAUAUCCCCAUUUUAGCUACCAAUGCACCGAAAAUACCAACUAAAACAAGCCCUGGAAAUAUACCAAAAGCUCCAUUAACUCUUAGGAAGCAAAGGAGCAAUAUUGAAUUGCAUGCUGGAAUGGCACCUGAAAUGGAAAAUCGACAAGAAUGGAUAAAGGGAAGAUCUUUACCUAUAUCAGUAGAAUUAGCAAACUCCUUAGAUAAAGAAAGUAGAACAUGGUUCUUGAGUUAUGUUGAGGAUUACUUAGAUUGGGUUAGCAGCAAAAGUUGUUCCUCAGAAUCAGAUAGCCAAGUACCUGGAAACAUGUAUAAGAUUAAGAAAGUGAGUGACUGGUUAGAUAUGACAUGCAAAGACAAAUCUACAUUACAGGGUUUUGAAUUAGACGCUUGUGGGAGAGUCAGGAACAAAAUAUAUGGGAUACUAAUGAAGCAUGUAGAGAGAACUACCAUGAGUGGUGCAAUAGCUGAAUCUUGAAACAGAACAUCAGCAACUAGAAUUAAUUACUAGAACUUCCAGCAUUUAGAUGAUUUUGCAGAAAGGUUCUUGUUCCCCAAUUUCUACUAAUCUCUAGUAAGUUUUCAUUUUCUCUUUCGCUUGAUUUCCAAGUUGUGAAUAGUGAAUUAUUUUCUAAAGUAGGAAAAUAUAAUUAUAUCUCUCAAAAAUGCUCUUUUCUUGUUGCUAGCUAAUAAUGUUAAUAUAAUUUUAAGCUUAAAGAAGCCCACCUCUCUAAAUUAAUAUUAUAAAUUAAUUAACAAUUUCUGAAAUUUAAUAAAUUUUAUGAGACCGGCCACCUUUUAUAAGCAUAAUUUAAUAAUAUUCUAGUUAUCUAAUCAGAAAAAAAAAAUUAAAAAAAUUAAUUAACAGAGUCACGUUCGUUAAAAGACCAUCUAUCUAAAGUAAUAUGUUUCUUGAUAGUUGUCUUGAUUUCAAACUGUAUUCAUGCAAUUACUUUAUGUGUUAAAUAUAGGUACUUUAAUUGUUAUAUUUUAAAAACCUAACUUCCGGUUAUAGAGACGUCCCUUUGAUUCUCUCUUUGGCUGCGUUUGGCUGUUUUUCUUUACCCUGAACGACAACAAAUCCAAUUUCUUUACUCUAUAAUUUUUCUUUUUUUUUUUGUCUUUUUCAGACCCAAUAAAUAACUAAAUCAUAUUUUCAUUUUAUUUAUAUAAAUUGGUCAAUAGAUUUUGAUAGCAAAAUCUUUUCCAUCUAUUUAGUAAUAAAUUGGAAAAAUAUCUCUUAUAUCUAUUUAGUAAUAAAUUGGAAAAAUAUA
Messenger RNA from Ricinus communis (castor bean), 3225 nucleotides. RefSeq lists its product as uncharacterized. The coding region runs from base 225 to 2429 and encodes 734 amino acids. The transcript is spliced from 4 exons. The record is from RefSeq and is a predicted model, not a curated record. Lineage: Eukaryota; Viridiplantae; Streptophyta; Magnoliopsida; Malpighiales; Euphorbiaceae.